Messenger RNA from Penicillium concentricum, 1089 nucleotides. RefSeq names its product 3-oxo-5-alpha-steroid 4-dehydrogenase family protein. Gene Ontology annotation, biological process: lipid metabolic process. Gene Ontology annotation, molecular function: oxidoreductase activity, acting on the CH-CH group of donors. The record is from RefSeq and is a predicted model, not a curated record. The coding region runs from base 1 to 1089 and encodes 362 amino acids. The transcript has 2 exons. NCBI's taxonomy places the organism in Eukaryota, Fungi, Ascomycota, Eurotiomycetes, Eurotiales, Aspergillaceae.
AUGGGUGCGACUAUAUCCACCUGUUGGGGAGCUAUGCCCUUCACUGCAGAGCUCUUCCCUCCAAGCCCAGCUACAUAUAACCCUAUUAUAUGCGGCUUCCAAUACUUCCCCCUGAUCACGGUAAUUCAAUGGAUAUUGUCCUGGCACCCAGCAGGAAAAACAUCCUCGCAGUCCAUCUUCAACAUCCCAGGACGUAUCGCCUGGUCUGCCAUGGAGCUUGUCGGUCCUAUCAACUUGAUAUAUAGCAUGGUCACCCCAUCGCCAUAUGCACCGUCAUUCACUGAUCUCCCCAUGUCCAACAUCCUUGUUGUGACUCUGUACUGCACUCAUUAUUUCAACCGCGCCAUCAUCUCCCCUUUCUUCUCCGCCCCCAGUAUGUCCCCAAUCCAUGCCGCCAUCAUGUCCUUCGCCAUGCUCUUCAAUUGGUUCAAUUCAGCCUGUCUGGCCGGCUGGUUGCGUGGAUAUACUGUGCCGACCAUUCCAAGCUUCCACGCAACCAGUAGCGGAAGUCCAUCUCCCCGCCCUGCGGUGGUAGAUAUCCUCCCCAUCGUGGGCUUGAUCUUGUUUGCCAUCGGAAUGGCUGGCAACAUUUACUCAGAGACAACACUAUUCCGGCUUCGUCGCGAAGAAGCCGGAAGGUGUGCUGCCAAAAAGACAGAUGAUGAAACAUUGGCCGGAGGCGAAGCACGGGGCAACCGCAACAAGUUCCACAAGGUCUACGUCAUCCCACCUGCCAGUGGUGUCUUCCGAUACAUCUUGUAUCCGCACUACGUCUUCGAGUGGCUCGAAUGGAUUGGGUUCGCUCUCGUUGGUACGGCGGUUGCCCCAUUCUCCGCCCUCCCUGCCGCUGCCUCAUCUUCCGUGGCCAUCACUCCCCCGCUGCGUCUUGCACCUUGGUUGGUGCCUGCUGCGUGGGCGGCUGGUAAGCUCGCUGUGCCGCUACCUUUGCCUGCUGUGAUAUUCGUUGCAAAUGCGAUCACGAAUAUGUUACCCCAUGCGCGCUGGGGACGGAAGUGGUAUGUUGAGAAGUUUGGGGAGAAGGCUGUUGCUGGAAGGGGCGCUGUUGUCCCUGGAUGUGUGUGGAUGUGA